Molecule: messenger RNA, 1286 nt
Organism: Esox lucius (northern pike)
Lineage: Eukaryota; Metazoa; Chordata; Actinopteri; Esociformes; Esocidae
Gene: pde6d
Product: phosphodiesterase 6D, cGMP-specific, rod, delta
Exons: 5
Coding region: 293-763 (156 amino acids)
Biological process (GO): sensory perception of light stimulus
Cellular component (GO): cytoplasm
Source: RefSeq, a predicted model, not a curated record
UGUGGCGCCCUGCUGAUGCGCAAGAUGUUCGGGCAAAUUAGCUGUCAAUCUCUGACCAAACUCUAGCUAUUUAGGGUAGCUAGGUUGAUUAAAGGAUCAGUACUGUACCGUAGGAGUUUCCAGAGAGAUUAAAUCGGGAUGUGUUGUAGGUUAAUGUGAUAUUGCAAGUGGUACCGGAACCUAUGCCAUUUUUGGGUGCAUUAACAUUAAGUUAGCUUUGUAACUUAGCUACUUAACGUUAGCCAACUAUAUCACAAGCCACCUCGUUUUUUCAAGACUGAGUAAACUGACGAUGUCCGAUUCCGACAUAAUGUCUUCAACCGAAGACCGAGCCAAGGAGAUCCUGAAGGGAUUCAAGCUAAACUGGAUGAACCUACGUGAUGCUGAGACUGGGAAGGUACUGUGGCAGGGAACAGAGGACCUGUCUCUUCCUGGAGUUGAACAUGAAGCUCGAGUCCCCAAGAAAAUCCUCAAGUGCAAAGCUGUGUCUAGAGAGCUAAAUUUCUCUUCAUCAGAAAAACUGGAAAAGUUUCGCCUUGAACAGAAGGUUUUCUUCAAAGGCCAAUGCUUAGAAGAAUGGUUCUUUGAGUUUGGCUUUGUUAUUCCCAACUCCACAAACACAUGGCAAUCUUUGAUAGAGGCAGCUCCAGAGUCGCAGAUGAUGCCUGCAAAUGUUUUAACUGGAAACGUUGUUAUAGAGACCAAGUUCUUUGAUGACGAGCUUCAUGUCAGCACCUCUCGAGUACGACUUUUCUACGUCUGAAGAAGGAACACCUUACUUUUUUAUUUUCUCUUAAACUUUGAAGUUGGGAAAGACCGAGACCAGGCAUACACUGCUGAUUGUUGUUUUCCAGUGGUCACAGAAGGCCUCGUAUGACAAAGUGCAUUUCUCUUCUACAGUGACCGCAGCACUAAAGGGAACAAUGCAAGAAACCAAAAUCCAUACAACUUAACCAAGUCAUCAAGCUCACACUGGCUUCUUGGCAGACAAGACUUUGUAUGUAAAUAUCUAUAUAUAUAUAUAUAUAUAUGGGCAAUGCCAAUGCUCAUGGAAAACAACCAUGUAAAUUAUUUUAUUUGUACAUUCUUUUUUCCCCCCUUGUCAUUCCAGAAAUGUCCCCUGCGAUGUACACUGCUCUGUUGUCACCUUAUGUUUUUCCAUGUUUGCUUCAAGUUAAUGUUGUGAUUGCUGAUUCUGAUUUGUUCUGAUUUUUUUAGCUGUAACUAACCUGUAAAAUAGACUGUUUAUUACAUUAAUUAUGGAUUAAAACACUUCCACAAAAGUA